GGAGAGAGAAAAUCUAACUAACUCUGAAAUUGCGGAAAUAGUGAUUUUUUUUUCGAUUGCUUUGAAGGAUACUAUUUACUGACUUGACCAGAUGACGAUGGGAACACUCAAUGUCACCAUACCCACUGGGGGUGAAAGUAAUACAGAUUUAACUCCUGAAGAAGAGGCUUUGCUGGCUGACAUACGAAUCAGGAAAGAAAAGUUAUUGUCAGAAAUUCAGCAAUUAAAAUGUGAGAUAGCAGAUGUUGAUUGGGAAUUGGUGAAGAUGGAUGAAAUAGAUGAUAGCAAAACUGAUAGUAGAACUAAAAAGAUAAUCGCUGCCACUCGAAAAUUCGGCAUGGACCCGAAAAAGGGCAUAGAGUAUAUGAUAGACAAUGGAUUAUUGAAAAACACACCUGAAGAAGUUGCGCAGUUUCUGUACAAAGGUGAAGGACUCAAUAAAACUGCCAUCGGUAACUAUCUUGGAGAGUUUAAUGAUUUCAACAUAAAAGUACUACAAUCCUUUGUAUAUCUUCAUGAGUUUGCUGAUAUGAUAUUGGUGCAGGCACUCAGACAAUUUUUAUGGAGUUUCCGAUUACCAGGGGAAGCACAGAAAAUAGACCGAAUGAUGGAAGCGUUUGCCAAGAGAUAUUGUGAGAGUAAUCCAGGGGUGUUCACUAAUGAAGAUACAUGCUAUGUGUUAUCAUUUGCUAUAAUAAUGUUAAACACUAGUCUACAUAACCCUAGUGUGAGAGAUAAACCAUCUGUGGAGAGGUUUAUAUCAAUGAAUAGAGGUAUUAAUGACGGUGGUGAUCUACCGAGAGAAUUACUUGAGAGCUUGUAUGAUAGUAUAAAGAAGGAGCCGUUCAAAAUACCUGAUGACGAUGGGAAUGAUUUGACACAUACAUUCUUUAAUCCAGAUAAAGAAGGAUGGCUCCUAAAACAAGGAGGUAGAUAUAAAAACUGGAAAAGAAGGUGGUUUAUUCUGACAGAUAACUGUCUUUAUUAUUUUGAAUAUACAACAGAUAAGGAACCCAGAGGCAUCAUUCCAUUAGAAAAUCUCAAUGUCAAAGAUAAUGAUAUCAAAGAAAGUAAAAAACCAUUUUGUUUUGAGCUGUUCUCAUCAGAUGGAAACAGUGUUAUCAAAGCUUGUAAAACAGAUGCUGAAGGAAAAGUUGUAGAAGGACGCCAUCAAAUUUAUAGAAUGUCUGCGGCCUCCGCGGAUGAGAGGGAUGAUUGGACCAAGAGUAUCAGAGCCAGUAUCAGUCAAGAUCCAUUCUACAACAUGUUGGUAGCAAGAAAGAAAAAAGCAACUCAUAAAGUGUAACAUGUUUUCAACAUUUAGAUCAUAACAAUUAUGUAAGGUUUUAUUAUAAAGUCUAUAUUCAGUCAAAACAACCAUAUUAUUAUAUUAAACAAAGACUAUAAUUCUUCUGAACUGGAAUGAAAACAAACUGAAACAUACAUUCAGUGUCAUUGAAAGCAUUUGAAAUCUCAACACAACUAUGUGUGCAUUUUGUUGCAAAAGAGGUUAACAAUUUUAUUAGAUUCUGCUCAAUAUAACUGAUAACAUGUAGACAGUAUGACAUUGAGAAUGACAUUUUCCUCAGAUCCCCUUGAUGUGUAAUAUAUAUGUGUGGUCACAAAAAUAUUUUCAGUACAUGGUUCGUGGAGCAUGACAACAUAUACAAAUCAUGACAUUAGAUUUAUCAUUAAAAUUCAUACUAUGCGUUUUACUGGAUAUAAAUAAAAUUAUCUUAGGAAUUUUACCAUGUAACCCAAUAUUGAAAGGUAAAUAAAAUGAUUAAAAAUCAACUUGUUACUUCACUAGUACAGAUAAAAUACGACUCUCACAAUCUGCUCUUAUACAUGCUGCAAGUAUUUAAUCAGCGUUUCAAAUCUUAACAUUUUGAAACGUCUAUGCUGGAAAGUCUUUUUGUUAAACUGGUGACUUAUUCAAUCUUUCCUUUAUUUUUAAAUUAAGAUAUUUUUUAAAACCUGUUAAUACAAAUUAGCAUGACAUUGUUGGUGAUUGAUAUUAUGGUGUCCCCAACAGACUUCUUUGCAUCAAAGUUAAUCUGUCAGCAAAGGUUCAAUGCUAAUGUGUCACGAACCAUGUCAGACAACAUAUUAAUGUGUUACAUACUAAUGUGUAACUUAACUAAAUUGUUAACCGCUUGUAUCUAGUCAUUGUUAUACCAAGAGACAAGUUUGUUUGCAAUCAGGCUACUAUACUGCUUUCAUAUCCAUAGUUAUAUAUUGUUUUCAUAUCUAUGUUCUUAUCAUUGUCAAGUCAAUUUCUUUUGAUAUUGAACAUACAAUAAAAUUCUGGGCUGGUUCCUGGAGCCUUAUAUAUUUUUUUCACUCUUUAAAAUAAACUUUUAUGUUUUAUUAUUAUAUUAAUUAAUUAUCAACUACAAUAGUAUCUAUUUAUAGGUGUAUUCAUAGGUGGUGCCAAACAGGAAAGUGUCUUCGAAAAUGGCAUAUCAUCAAAUCGCAGUACUGAAUUGAGGUCUAUUUAUAGUGACGCUACAGGAUGAAAACAGACUGUUUAUUUCCUGAAACAAUAGUAGUUUUUGGUAGUUCAUGAAACUUAUCAUUGUGUAUUGUUUUUGAUAUAGGGUUGUACAACGUAUACAGUGCAUGGUAAAUGUAUUUAUAUACUGUAAAAUGACUAAUUUUCACUGGGUUUAAAUUUCACUGAUUUACCAUUUCAUGCAUAUUCAGUGGGUUUUAAAUUCAUGGUUUUAUUAUUUAGAUAAUGUGUUCUAUGCUAAAUUUUACAUAUUCACUGGGUUUUACUUUAGCGCAUUUUCCAGACAGCGAAAUAAGCAAAAUUACAACCCAGUGAAUAAUUAACCCUUUUACAGUACAUAAAAUUUACUUGCGCUGCCUAAUGAAUGUAGUGCUUUCAGGAAGUCAAAUAUUCAGUGAUCUCUACACGAUAAAGCCAUAGAACAUUUGUAUAUACAGUGUAUGAUGUACACAAUAUGUGCAGAUAAAACAUUGCCAGUAUUAACUUACAAAUACAAAAUAUUUUAAUUUGAUUUUCUCAAAUUGCACUUAAACAAUGUUUAUUUUGCCAGAACACACUAGUUGUGCUUUUUCGUGUUGAGGAUGCGUCUAACUAGUGUAGAAUUUGGUUAGCUAAAAUGGGAAAAAUAUGUCAGCAAGAUGGUGGUAAAGCACUACAAAUUCUUUGUCCAUGGAAACAAUUCCUAUAGGGAUUCCCUCUCGACUUAACUUUGGUGGUCAUUUUGGAUUGCAACAUGCAUACAAUUGAGUUUCAUAAUUAAAAAACAAUCAGGAAAUCCUAUACUGCAUUUCACUUAAAUUUGUAUUGUUAGUAAACUUUUUUUUUAAAGCCUUUGACAUUUUGAGUAAUAUGUGUAAAUAAAUGCCCUAACUAUCCUAUUUACUGUGUGCUAUAAACCAAACAACAUCAAGCAGUACCAUAGCCCUGGUUGUGAUAGUUUUUAGCAUCUUUGGGUGUCGUCAAGUCACUGAGUUGCUUGUGAGAUUCUCGGUUCAACAAUCAAAGAUGGACUAUAUUACAAAAUUAAUAUUCAAUGAAUAGUAAUUUUCAUUAAAAUUAGUCCAAUACACGCACCAGAAUCACUAACUCCUAAACAUUCUAACUUUCUGAUUUGAUUUUUGGUCAAAUUAUUCAAAAUUGAAAGGGCUUUCAACUAAAUUUUGCUGACAAUACAUUUUACUGUGGUUACGAAUUUGUUUCGUCCACCUAACCAGGAAUGUUGGCAGCUAAUUACCGGUAGCUGACACUGCAGCUGUGUUGCAAGUAACAUUGUCUGCAAAUAUACUUUGUUCCUGUAUUAUCAGCCAAUUAGCUGGCGAUAUUGCUGGUUAGGUUUAUACAACAAAUUUGCAGCCACCAGAUAAAUGUUCAGACCCUUGAUGCGUUUGAAGUGAUGUGCUUGAAAUGAAUAUGUAAAUUUUCAUAUUUGUAGUAAAUAUGAAUAAAUCUUUAUUAAAUCAG
Messenger RNA from Saccoglossus kowalevskii, 3976 nucleotides. Its product is annotated as cytohesin-like protein. NCBI's taxonomy places the organism in Eukaryota, Metazoa, Hemichordata, Enteropneusta, Harrimaniidae. Gene Ontology annotation, molecular function: guanyl-nucleotide exchange factor activity. Gene Ontology annotation, biological process: regulation of ARF protein signal transduction. The record is from RefSeq and is marked provisional.